Messenger RNA from Morus notabilis, 599 nucleotides. RefSeq names its product monooxygenase 2-like. Bases 25 to 483 code for a protein of 152 amino acids. Lineage: Eukaryota; Viridiplantae; Streptophyta; Magnoliopsida; Rosales; Moraceae. The record is from RefSeq and is a predicted model, not a curated record. The transcript has a single exon.
AGACAUGUCAUUGAAAGCAUAGAAAUGGAUGCCUUUCUAUCAUCUCCAUUAAGAUAUAGGCAUCCUUGGGAGCUUCUAUGGGGCAACAUUAGCAAAGGCAAUGUUUGUGUGACUGGUGACGCCCUCAUCCAUCCGAUGACACCGGACCUUGGCCAAGGCCGUCGUGUUGCACUAGAAGACGGUGUCGUCUUAGCCAGGUGUCUCGGCGAGGUCUUGUUGAAAAGCAAAAGCCAUAAAGGGAAGGCUAAAAGUGAAGGAGGAGACGAGGAAUACAAGAACAUCGAAAAGGGGUUGAAGAAGUAUGCAAGUGAGAGGAGAUGGAGAAGCAAUGACAUCGUUGCUACAGGUUAUGUUGUUGGUUUUAUACAAGGGAGUGAUGGGAAAAUCAUAAGCUUUUUAAGGGACAAAUUUUUGGCUCCCAUCAUGGCUGGUUUGCUGCUGAAGAAGGCUAAAUAUGAUUGUGGAAAGCUCAACAUUCCUUAGAUUCAACUUCAUGUAUACAAGUCAUGCUAUCUACAGAUGUUAAGAAGGAAAUUAAUUCCCGUUUCAUAUAUUGUUGAUUUCUACUAAUUAGACAGUUUUUACACAAUUGUUUAUCA